AUGCAGCUGGUGGCGGCGCAGGUGGCGGCGGCGGCGGCGCAGGACAGCCGACCGGGCGGAUGGGUUGCCAAUGAUUUGGGGAUUUAUGUGGAAUCUUUGCAAUUAAAGAGCUUCCAUGGGAUUGCGAAAGUUUGUGGUAAAGUGCUUUGUGCAGCUGGUGUUACUUUACUAGCAUUAUACCAAGGAUCGGUGCUCAACUCAAUCGUCCAUCACCCUCUUUUUCAUCACGCAAGUCAAGUUGAUACUCAUCCCACAAGGAGCUGGAUAUUGGGAGUUCUUUUGCAGUCUCUUGCGACUAUAAUGUUUGCUCUUUGGACAGUGUUUCAGGGCCCUUUGCUGGAGGAGUAUCCAUCCAUGCUGCUUAACACGAGCCUUCAGAUUGUUUUUGCGACUGUUCAGUCUUUUUUUAUGGCUCUAGUGAUGGAGAGAGACUUUUCAAGAUGGAAGCUGAGAUUGGAUGUACAUCUUGUCGCGAUCAUCUAUUGUGACGUAUUUGUUUCCGCAUUAGUAAAUUACCUGCAAAUCUGGGUAAUUGACAGGCGUGGCCCAGUAUUCCUGGCCAUGUCAGUACCCCUAAAUUUGGUUAUGACGAUCAUUCUGUCACUUCUCAUAGGAGAAGCAGUCACCCUUGGAAGUGUAAUAAGUGGAGCGGUGAUGGUUGGUGGUCUGUACAAUGUUCUCUGGGGGAAGAGAAUAGAGCAACUGGCUGUGGGCCAGCAAGGAGGUAGUAGAGAAAAUGGAUCAUGCUUUGAUUCUGAGGAGCAAGAAAGCGGUGCGCCAGUUCCAGCAACGCGGGAUUCAAUCAAGCCAGUGCCAGUUUCGAAAGAGAGAACUGAUACAUCAAGCUGA
Triticum aestivum (bread wheat) is the source of this 849-nucleotide messenger RNA. Its product is annotated as WAT1-related protein At5g64700-like. Lineage: Eukaryota; Viridiplantae; Streptophyta; Magnoliopsida; Poales; Poaceae. Gene Ontology annotation, molecular function: transmembrane transporter activity. The record is from RefSeq and is a predicted model, not a curated record. The transcript is spliced from 5 exons. Gene Ontology annotation, cellular component: membrane. The coding region runs from base 1 to 849 and encodes 282 amino acids.